CCCCAUCAGAUCAAAAUGGGUUGUCUUUCCAUGUCACUCGUAGUCUUCUGUCUUGCUAUUGCGACCGUCCUUUCCACGUGUCCCAGAACCUACACCUACCGUCGCGCCAACAGAUGCACGGGAUAUCGCAACCAGCGAUGUGGACUGUUUGGCUGGAGUAGAUGUCGCAGGUCGUACACCUACCCCUGCCACAUAAGCGAACAACGCACUUGCCCAGCGCCAUCUGUGUCGUACGGAAGGUGGGGACCGUGCUCAUCCUCUUGUGGCGGCGGUUUAAAGUUCAGGACAAAGUAUGUGCGCUGCAGCUCGUCAUGUGGCGGGGCCAGGACAACGACGCAAGAAUCACGAAAAUGUAACACUGGCUGUUGCCCAGUGAAUGGCGGAUGGAGUUCCACCAGAUAUGGCUCGUUUGGAACGUGUUCUGUGAGUUGCGGCGGAGGAUCACAAACUCGCACUGCUUCGAGGUUGUGCACCAACCCGAGACCAUCGUGUAGAGGACACGUCUGCUCCGGAUCAGCUUCCUGGACCGAGACCAGGAGAUGUAACAGCCAGUGUUGUCCAGUCAAUGGCGGAUGGAGUGCAACCACUUAUGGUAGCUGGGGAGCAUGCAGCACCUCGUGCGGGGGUGGAGUUCAGACGCGAACUCUGAAUCGAGGCUGUAACAACCCGGCACCAUCGUGUAAUGGCAGAUCGUGCUCUGGGAUGGCGAGUUGGCAAGAAGACAGAAACUGUAACCCGAAUCCUUGUCCAGUGAACGGUGGCUGGAGCGAGUAUGAGGACUGGACGGAAUGGACGACGUGUUCGGUAUCGUGCGCUGGGGGAACCCAGUUCAGGUCUCGGUCUAGAACCUGCACUAACCCUCCACCAGCCUAUGGCGGCGCCGACUGCCAGGGCAGUGACACUGAAGUCGAUACCAGGAGCUGCAACACACAGCCUUGUCCUAUUGAUGGCGGCUGGACUGACUAUACGCCCUGGGAUGACUGGUCCACCUGUUCUAUGUCGUGUGGAGGCGGAUCACAGGCUAGAUUCCGGUCUCGGACAUGCACCAACCCAGCUCCUGCUUACGGUGGAGCAGAAUGUGAGGGCAAACCCGAGGAUAGCGAAGAGAGGGGGUGCAACACUCAUCACUGCCCAAUUGAUGGCGGCUGGACUGAAUAUACUCCCUGGGAUGACUGGUCCACCUGUUCUGUGUCGUGUGGAGGCGGAUCACAGGCCAGAUCCCGGUCUCGGACAUGCACCAACCCAACUCCUGCUUACGGCGGAGCAGAAUGUGAGAGCGAACCCGACGAUACCGAGGAGAGGGAGUGCAACACCCAGCAGUGUCCAAUUGAUGGCGGCUGGACUGACUAUACGCGCUGGGAUCACUGGUCCACCUGCUCUAUGUCGUGUGGAGGCGGAUCACAGGCCAGAUCCCGGUCUCGGACAUGCACCAACCCAGCUCCUGCUUACGGCGGAGCAGAAUGUGAGGGCGAACCCGAGGAUAGCGAGGAGAGGGAAUGCAACACACAGCACUGUCCAAUUGAUGGCGGCUGGACUGACUAUACGCCCUGGGAUGACUGGUCCACCUGUUCUGUGUCGUGUGGAGGCGGAUCACAGGCCAGAUCCCGGUCUCGGACAUGCACCAACCCAGCUCCUGCUUACGGCGGAGCAGAAUGUGAGGGCGAACCCGAGGAUAGCGAGGAGAGGGAGUGCAACACCCAGCAGUGUCCAAUUGAUGGCGGCUGGACUGACUAUACGCCUUGGGAUGACUGGUCCACCUGUUCUGUGUCUUGUGGAGGCGGAUCACAGGCCAGAUUCCGGUCUCGGACAUGCACCAACCCAUCUCCUGCUUACGGCGGAGCAGAAUGUGACGGCGAACCCGACGACAGUGAGGAGAGGGAGUGCAACACCCAGCAGUGUCCAAUUGAUGGCGGCUGGACUGACUAUACGCCUUGGGAUGACUGGUCCACCUGUUCUGUGUCUUGUGGAGGCGGAUCACAGGCCAGAUUCCGGUCUCGGACAUGCACCAACCCAUCUCCUGCUUACGGCGGAGCAGAAUGUGAGGGCGAACCCGACGAUAGCGAGGAGAGGGAGUGCAACACCCAGCAGUGUCCAAUUGAUGGCGGCUGGACUGACUAUACGCCUUGGGAUGACUGGUCCACCUGUUCUGUGUCUUGCGGAGGCGGAUCACAGGCCAGAUUCCGGUCUCGGACAUGCACCAACCCAUCUCCUGCUUACGGCGGAGCAGAAUGUGAGGGCGAACCCGACGAUAGCGAGGAGAGGGAGUGCAACACCCAGAUGUGUCCAAUUGAUGGCGGCUGGACUGACUAUACGCCCUGGGAUGACUGGUCCACCUGUUCUGUGUCGUGUGGAGGCGGAUCACAGGCCAGAUUCCGGUCUCGGACAUGCACCAACCCAGCUCCUGCUUACGGCGGAGCAGAAUGUGAGGGCGAACCCGAUGAUAGCGAGGAGAGGGAAUGCAACGCACAGCACUGUCCAAUUGAUGGCGGCUGGACUGACUAUACGCCCUGGGAUCACUGGUCCACCUGCUCUGUGUCGUGUGGAGGCGGAUCACAGGCCAGAUUCCGGUCUCGGACAUGCACCAACCCAGCUCCUGCUUAUGGUGGGGCAGAAUGUGAGGGCGAACCCGACGAUACCGAGGAGAGGGAGUGCAACACCCAGCAGUGUCCAAUUGAUGGCGGCUGGACGGACUAUACGCCCUGGGAUCACUGGUCCACCUGCUCUGUGUCGUGUGGAGGCGGAUCACAGGCCAGAUUCCGGUCUCGGACAUGCACCAACCCAGCUCCUGCUUACGGCGGCGCAGAAUGUGGGGGCGAACCCGAGGAUACCGAGGAGAGGGAAUGCAACACCCAUCACUGCCCAAUUGAUGGCGGCUGGACUGCCUAUACGUCCUGGGAUCACUGGUCCACCUGUUCUGUGUCGUGUGGAGGCGGAUCACAGGCCAGAUUCCGAUCUCGGACAUGCACCAACCCAGCUCCUGCUUACGGCGGCACAGAAUGUGAGGGCGAACCCGAGGAUAGCGAGGAGAGGGGGUGCAACACCCAGCAUUGUCCAAGACAUUUCUGUACCGGACGAAGCACUGGUUACUAUGCCAACAGCGACUGUCACAAAUACAACUGGUGUAUCAAUGGCCGACUGUACGAAAUGAGCUGUGCUUCCGGUCUCAAAUGGAGCCAAUCAGUAUCGACCUGUGUUCGUGGAGACUUAGAGAACCGACUGGUGACAAUGGGUUAUCUAGGAGUUAUCGUUCUUGUCUUGUGUGUAGCUGCAACGGCCCUGUCUUAUCAGCAAUGUACCGGCACACAGCGCACGUGCUACAGGCGGAGACAGGUGUGUAGGGGCAGGAGUUGGUAUCGCAGUUGCUACUACAGAACUGAAGCCUACAGGUGCUUCAAGAAAGUCACAUGCUCGGUCUACGGCUACGGUUCCUGGACAACCCGAUCCUCAUCUCCGUGCAGCGCCUCCUGUGGCCAGGGGACACAAAUCCAACAUCGCUACAAGUUUUGCCGCUACCCAUGCUCUACCGUGUCGGAGAAUCGCACCGUGUCCUGCAACGUGCAGCCAUGUCCAGUCAACGGUGGUUGGUCGGACUUCUCGGCGUGGCAUGACAAAGAAGAUGAUGAAUGUUCCGCUCUGUGUGGGUCGGGAACCGUGGACCAGUUUAAAACCAGAACCUGUACAAACCCAGCUCCUGCUCACGGCGGGGAACCAUGUGACGGAGAUGACCGGGUAAAUGAGGAAGACAGGGCAUGCAAUACACAGGCGUGCACCGAGGAGCAAUGUCCAGAGGGACAAAACACCUACAUCGCGCAUGCCAGCAACAACCGGAAGUUUUAUCAGUGCACCAAUGGGCGAGCUCUGCUGCACACAUGCCCCGAUGGUACGGUCUGGAACCAAUCUGAAAGCUCCUGUGCUCACGUGACCCAGUCAAACGGAUGUCCGGCCCCAAACGGCUUCUUCGCGCACCCAACCGACUGCCGGAAGUACAUCCAGUGCAGCAACAACAACCGUUACGUCAUGAGUUGCCCAACGACCACCAAGUGGAACUCGGAUACGACUAGUUGUGUUUCUGGAGACUGCUAAAUGGCUACUAAAAAUUAAUUAGAACUGAUUAGUAAAGAAAUGGCCAUUUGUAAUGGUGUUUUCUAUUAAAAUUUAAAUAUGAAUAAACAAUUAUUUCAUAA
This is a messenger RNA of Gigantopelta aegis, 4184 nucleotides long. RefSeq names its product SCO-spondin-like. Gene Ontology annotation, molecular function: chitin binding. The record is from RefSeq and is a predicted model, not a curated record. Lineage: Eukaryota; Metazoa; Mollusca; Gastropoda; Neomphalida; Peltospiridae. The coding region runs from base 16 to 4083 and encodes 1355 amino acids. The transcript has 25 exons. Gene Ontology annotation, cellular component: extracellular region.